Molecule: messenger RNA, 204 nt
Organism: Thlaspi arvense
Lineage: Eukaryota; Viridiplantae; Streptophyta; Magnoliopsida; Brassicales; Brassicaceae
Source: the annotation of a GenBank genome assembly
AUGCAUGCAGGAAGCAAAAGGUUUAAAAACCCAUUGGAGCCAUGCUGCCAAGGCGCUUGUGCGCGUGUGGAUCCUAAAGGUGCCAAAAUGUAUACUUUGUGUGAUGAUCCCAAGUCUUCUUUCUUUUGGGAUAUAACUCAUCCUACCCAAGAAGGAUGGAGAUCGGUUUACUCGGUAUUAGGGAAUCCUUUAACCGAACCGUAA